AUGAACAAUCUGAAUUUCAAUUUCGUUUUCCACGUCCGAGAUGGUGAAGACGGAGAACUCAGAGAGGUUGGAAAUGUUCAAGGUGUUUUGAAUGGAGCGGGAUUGUAAGUUAGGCUAAAUAUGUAGAUUUUUAGAUACCUGAGAUUAUUACAGGGCUGAUGUUCAACCCGGCGAAUUUGCCGUUCUUCAUCGAGCUGAUCGAGGUGACAAUCAGUGAGUUGAAAAUUGAAAUUAUGUAGAUUUUUUUUAAAUUUCAAAAUUAUGUUUCAGAAAUGGUGGUGGCUUCGAUAUCAUCAAUCCAGUUGGUGCAGUCAAUGGACAACAAGAUGGCGCGGUUCAAGAUCUUAGACUUCCGCUUUUGUGAGUUUUUUUGAAAUUUUGGGCUCCACAGGUUGGGUGAAAAGGUUCCAAUAGGCUAUUUUUCAUCCUGUCAGGAUUUACCGGGCCUUUUCAAAGUUAAAAAAAUGUUAGGAUAAGAAUUGCUCCUCAAACUUGAUUUUCUGUAUGUUAAAUUUUAAUUUGUGCGUGUUAUAAAAAUUGAAAUUCUUGAGGAACACCUUUACCUUAUUCAUAUUGCAUAAUUUUGUUUGGAAGAAACACUUAGCCUUCAAGUUCCUGUAACUCUCAAUCUCAUAAAGCCAAACCCAAAAGAAUUUUUCAGCCAUCCCCAAAUCGGAGAACAAAUCGGUCAUCGUGUCGUCCUGAACAUGUUGCAAAACAACGGAGUUCAUAACGUUGGACCAUACCCUCUCUACCCUUUCCAACGCACAUAUAUGAUAGAAUUUGCAAAUGGUGGUAUGCAUGGAUUUCCAGAUAUUAUUGAAAUCGAUCCGUUUGGGGCUGAAGAUCCAAUUUUUCUGUGAGUUUAGCUUCAUCAAUCAAUAAUUAUGUAUAAAAUAAAUUAUUCCAGGUACGGCCCAUUUUUGGAGAGACUUAUUAGACGCGAUCCAGGCGCAGCAGGGCCGCAAGGAGUUAUUCGUGGACCACAAAGAGCAAAUGGGUAAGUUUUAAAUAUCUAAAGACCAGGACCACCCACGAUGAUUUUUUGUAGAGCUCCAGCUCGCGCUGCUCAAGCAGCCCCUGCUGGUGCUGCUCGUGGUCGUCCAAAUCGUCGCAACCAACGAGCUGGACCAAACGUCGUCAACAAUGGUGGACGUCUUGGAUUUAAUGCGGCAAGAUUGAGAAAUUUUCAAAGAUAUGAUCCACGAGACAACUUUCCGUUCCCAUAUCAUCUUCAUCACUUGUUCCAAAGAAUGGAUUGUCAAGGGGAUGAAUAUAGAUUUGGACCGAUGGGAGAGAUCAGAUGCUUGGUGAGUUGUUGUUGUGAAGAAAAUCAAUCGAUACUAGACUUUUGCGACAUAUUUCUAGUGAUGGAAAAAAUAUUGAUUUUUAUUUCAGGAUCCAAUUCCAUGCAUCAGAUGCCAAAUUCUCAGCCAAUAG
Molecule: messenger RNA, 1440 nt
Organism: Caenorhabditis angaria
Lineage: Eukaryota; Metazoa; Nematoda; Chromadorea; Rhabditida; Rhabditidae
Source: the annotation of a GenBank genome assembly